This is a messenger RNA of Budorcas taxicolor (takin), 1358 nucleotides long. RefSeq names its product UDP-galactose-4-epimerase (gene GALE). Gene Ontology annotation, molecular function: UDP-glucose 4-epimerase activity. Lineage: Eukaryota; Metazoa; Chordata; Mammalia; Artiodactyla; Bovidae. Gene Ontology annotation, biological process: beta-D-galactose catabolic process via UDP-galactose, Leloir pathway. The record is from RefSeq and is a predicted model, not a curated record. Gene Ontology annotation, cellular component: cytosol. Bases 62 to 1108 code for a protein of 348 amino acids. The transcript is spliced from 10 exons.
GAAAGAGGCUCUGAGCAGACAGCCUCGGCCACUUCUGAGUCUCUGUCCUGAGCCAGGCAUAAUGGCAGAGAAGGUGCUGGUAACAGGUGGGGCUGGCUACAUUGGCAGCCACACCGUCCUGGAGCUGCUGGAGGCGGGCUAUUCGCCCAUGGUCAUUGACAACUUCCAUAACGCCAUUCGUGGAGGGGGCUCCAUGCCUGAGAGCCUACGGCGGGUUCAGGAGCUGACAGGCCGCUCUGUGGAGUUUGAGGAGAUGGACAUCUUGGACCAGGCAGCUCUACAACGUCUCUUUAAGAAGCACAGCUUCAUGGCGGUCAUCCACUUUGCGGGGCUCAAGGCUGUGGGUGAGUCAGUGCAGAAGCCCCUGGAUUAUUACAGAGUCAACCUGACAGGAACCAUCCAGCUUCUGGAGAUGAUGAGGGCCCAUGGGGUGAAGAACCUGGUGUUCAGCAGCUCGGCCACCGUGUACGGGAACCCCCAAUACCUGCCCCUGGACGAGGCCCACCCCACAGGUGGCUGUACCAACCCCUAUGGCAAGUCCAAGUUCUUCAUCGAGGAAAUGAUCCGGGACCUGUGCCAGGCGGACAAGGCCUGGAACGCAGUGCUGCUGCGGUAUUUCAACCCCAUAGGCGCCCAUGCCUCAGGUUGCAUCGGCGAGGAUCCGCAGGGCAUCCCCAAUAACCUCAUGCCCUACGUCUCCCAGGUGGCGAUUGGGCGACGGGAGGUACUGAAUGUCUUUGGCAAUGACUAUGACACAGAGGAUGGCACAGGCGUCCGGGAUUACAUCCACGUCGUGGAUCUGGCCAAGGGCCACAUUGCAGCCUUGAGGAAGCUGAAGGAGCAGUGUGGCUGCCGGAUCUACAACCUGGGCACGGGCACAGGCUAUUCGGUGCUACAGAUGGUCCAGGCCAUGGAGAAGGCCUCCGGGAAGAAGAUCCCAUACAAGGUGGUGGCCCGGCGUGAAGGCGACGUGGCUGCCUGUUAUGCCAACCCCAGCCUGGCCCUCAAGGAGCUGGGCUGGUCAGCAGCCCUAGGGCUGGACAGGAUGUGUGAAGAUCUAUGGCGCUGGCAGAAGCAGAAUCCUUCAGGCUUUGGCACGCAGGCCUGAGACCCUGGCCUCCCACGAACCAGAAAAGGGAGAAAAGCAACUGCCUGCUCUCCAGCCUCUGGCAGGAACCCAGGGGCCCCAGAGGCUCCACUACCUCGGACCCCAGCUGGGCCCACUGAGCCCGCCGGGCACAAGGCCCAGGUCUCCAAUGACCAGGUAUCGGGUCUGUGUGCCACAGGGGCCAGGACCCAUGUGGACCACCAAGGCUGAGUGGUGUCAGCAGGGCCUUAAGACACACAGAAGCCCCUCU